Trichomycterus rosablanca is the source of this 3446-nucleotide messenger RNA. It is a transcript of the gene vps35l, whose product is annotated as VPS35 endosomal protein sorting factor like. The record is from RefSeq and is a predicted model, not a curated record. Lineage: Eukaryota; Metazoa; Chordata; Actinopteri; Siluriformes; Trichomycteridae. Bases 21 to 2924 code for a protein of 967 amino acids. Gene Ontology annotation, biological process: endocytic recycling. Gene Ontology annotation, cellular component: endosome. The transcript has 30 exons.
ACAUGACUCUGAAGUGAAGGAUGUCUUCUGUACAGUGGCACUCACGUAUGCGUAAUUAUGGCACUGAGAUGCAGAGCUGCCGUUCAACAGCCAUUCCGGUUCAGAACGGCGACUUCCACCCUCUCAAACCCAUCAUGGUGACGGACUCCACGACGAAGUCCAGACGUGGAGGACGGAAAGGCAGCACAUCUUCAUCCUCCUCCUCCUCCAGCUCCGUGGCCCCUGACCCUCUCAGCUCCAUGAUGGAGGGAACCGACCCCCUGUCGCUCUUCGCCGCUGCAUCAGCCCAUGAGUCUCCCGCCCUGCCUCACAGCAGCUCUUCGGUGGAACUGGGGAGGAAACAUAAGGAGAACGAGGAAGAAGUGGGUUCAGACUUCGAGCCGUGGUCUGCCAAACGUGGUGAGAUCCUGGCCAGGUUCACCACCACAGAGAAGCUCUCCAUAAAUCUCUUCAUGGGCUCAGAAAAAAGCAAGGCCACCAGCCCCAGCUCUGCAGUUUCGGAGAAGGUUCGCACCCGUCUGGAGGAGCUGGAUGACCUGGAGGAAGGUUCUCAGAGGGAGCUGCUGAACCUUUCACAGCAGGACUACGUGAACCGUAUCGAGGAGCUGAACCAGUCACUGAAGGAGGCCUGGGCUUCAGACCAGAAAGUCAAAGCCCUAAAAAUCGUCAUCCAGUGCUCCAAACUGCUUUCCGACACCUCUGUGAUCCAGUUCUACCCCAGCAAGUUCGUCCUCAUCACAGACAUCCUGGACACAUUCGGUCGUCUGGUUUAUGAAAGAAUCUGGACCAUGUGCUCCGAUCCUGAACCUCUUCCAGACUUCUUCUCAGUGGAGGACGUGAACGACACGGCUAAAGAGACGUGCCUCAACUGGUUCUUCAAAAUCGCCUCCAUCAGAGAGCUCGUCCCUCGUCUAUAUGUGGAAGCCGCCAUACUGAAGUGCAACCGGUUUGUGAGCAAGAAUGGGAUUCAGGAGACUCUGCCCCGGCUCACGGCGAUGGUUCGAGGGAUCGGGGACCCGCUGGUGGGAGUGUAUGCCCGAGCCUACCUGUGCAGGGUGGGCAUGGAGGUGGCUCCUCACCUGAAGGACUGUCUGAACAAGAACUUCUUCGACCUGCUGGCGUCUUUCCGGCAGAUUCACAGUGACAGUGUUCAGAACCAGCUGGUGAUCCAGAGGGUGGAGAUACCCGUGUACCUCACACUCUAUUCUCCAGCCAUCAACUGGAUUCUGCAGUGUGUGGCUUACAGAGCACCUGAUGUGCUGCUUACUGAGAUGAUGGAGAGGUGUAAAAAACUGGGCAACAAUGCUCUCCUGCUGAACUCUGUCAUGUUGGCCUUCCGGGCCGAAUUCGUGGCUGCAAGAGCCACCGACUUCAUUGGAAUGAUCAAGGACUGUGAUGAAGCUGGAUUUCCCAAGCACCUAUUAUUUGGUUCUCUGGGCCGGAGUUUGGCGUGUGCCGACCCUCCAGAGAGCGAGAGGUUGCCCAUCCUCAACGAGGCCUGGAAGGUCAUCACUAAAGUGCGCAAUCCACAGGAUUACAACAACUGUGCUGAAAUCUGGGUGGAGUUUACCUGCCGUCACUUCACCAAACGAGAGGUGAACACCGUGCUGGCUGACAUCAUCAAGCACAUGACCCCGGACCGGGCGUUCGAGGAUGCUUAUCCACAGUUGCAGUCGGUGAUGAAGAAGAUCCUGAACUAUUUUCACAACUUCUCUGUCCUCUUCUCUAUGGAGAAGUUCCUGCCCUUCAUGGACAUGUUCCAGAAAGACAGCGUGAGAGUGGAGGUCUGUAAGUCCAUCAUGGAGGUUUUCAUCAAGAACCAGCAGGAACCGACUCGAGAUCCCGUCAUCCUCAACGCUCUGCUACACGUCUGCAAGACCAUGCAUGAUUCUGUGAAUGCUCUUACGGUGGAGGAUGAGAAAAGAUCUCUAGCUCUGCUGAUCAACGGCUUCAUUCGAAUGGUCUCGUUUGGACGUGACUUUGAGCAGCAGUUGAGUUUCUGCGUGGAGGCCAGAGCGACAUUCUGCAACCUAGAGCCCGUCAUCAUUCAGCUCAUUCACAUGGUGAACCAGUUGGCCAUGGAGACCAGACGAGUGAUGGGUGGGAAUCACUCCCGCAAAACAGCCGCGUUUGUUCGGGCGUGCGCGGCCUACAGCUUCAUCAGCAUCCCGUCGCUCAGCAGCAUCUUCAACCGCCUUCACCUGUACUUACUCUCAGGACAGGUGGCGCUGGCUAAUCACUGCCUCUCUCAGGCCGACUCCUUCCUGAAGGCGGCCAUCGGUAUUUUGCCCGAAGUUCCGCGCAUGAUUAACGUGGAGGGGAAACUGCGUCCCUCUGAGCCCUUCCUGCUGGACUUCAUCAACAACUUCCUGUCCACGCUGCUGGUGGUGCCGGACCACCCGGAGCAGGGGGUGUUGUAUUUGGUGCGAGGGUUGUUGAACAUGGUGCAGGACUACACGUGGGAGGACAACAGUGACGCCAAAGUGCGAGUGUACAUCAGCGCCCUGCCACUGUUGGCUGCUAUGAGCCAGGAGAGCUUCCUCUACACCGUUCCUAAAGUGGACUCUAACGAGACGCUGUACGGUGGAGACCCCAAAUUUGUGGCGGAGAUCAGCCGAGUGUGUGAGACUCUGACUGGUCAAGUGCUGGACCACCUAAAGACUCUGGGCCGAGACGAGGGAGUACGCAGGCAGGCUACGCUGGCGUUCUCUCUCUUUAGCAGUUUGCUAGCCCACGCAGAUCUACGCAACAACAAACUCAACCAGCUUGCUGUCAACCUGUGGAACCUCAGCCAUAAAAACGGCUACUGUGAUACACGGACCUCGGUGCGCACUCUGGAUCACAUUAAGCAUCAGGCUCAGCAGUCCCAAAUGGCUCACCUCUCCGAAAUGUUGCUGCGCCUCUCUCUGCAGUCACGAGCCUGAGAAACCAGCACGGACCUUCUGCCUUCACUAGUGUCAGAACUGGUGCCCAAUCUAAAAGCGUUCCAUGCUUUUCUACUGCACACGUGUGCUGUCACUCUGCAAGCAGUUUCCAUUCAUAUGUCAAGAAACCGCUCUUCAUUUACUUCCACUUCGUCCUGGUCAGGGCUGAGGUGGGUGUGGUGCCACACGGAAGGGCCCUUUACUUGACACCACCUUUAUUUUUUGAUGGCUGCUCUGAAUUGUAUUGUGAUUUCUGCCAGACCCACUGGGACCCUGAACAUGAAUGAGUGAUAGUUGUGGUGUAAAGACGCUGAUUGGGGUGAUUUAGAAGGCACUCUAGGUUCUGAUGUGCCGCCAUAUCAAUGGAAACUGGCUCAGACUGAGAUUAAGAGUGAGAAAGUCUGGGAUGGAUGACCCAAAGUUCCUGUACUAAUUCCUCUGUGAGACUUAAUAAUAAUCAGCACUUUGUUUUUGUAACAUUCUAAUAUCUAAUCUCGCAUUAAAUCAAAUUCCACACUUUUG